Molecule: messenger RNA, 3145 nt
Organism: Rhinopithecus roxellana (golden snub-nosed monkey)
Lineage: Eukaryota; Metazoa; Chordata; Mammalia; Primates; Cercopithecidae
Gene: FGD2
Product: FYVE, RhoGEF and PH domain containing 2
Biological process (GO): cytoskeleton organization; filopodium assembly
Cellular component (GO): cytoplasm
Molecular function (GO): metal ion binding; guanyl-nucleotide exchange factor activity
Source: RefSeq, a predicted model, not a curated record
UCACUCUGAAGCCAAGAGCAGACCUGCUGAGCCUCAAGAAAGAUGAGAACAGAUUCACAGGUGAUUUAGCCUAUUUGUCCCAGGCCAAGGUGGCUGCAUGUGCUAGCUGGAGGCCUCUCUCUCUGCUUCAAGGGUAGCUGAGAUCCACCCCGGAAACUGGCAGGAUGAAGGAGGCAAGUGAGGAGAAGCUGGUGUCUGUGUCCAACCUGGUCACUGUGUUGGAGAAUAGCAGAUGAGGAAAUGGAGACACAGAGAAGUGAGGAUGCCAAGUGCUUUCAGUUAAGUAUCCGGGGCAAUGCUGGGCUGUCUAUUUGGAGGGAAAAGGCUGGGCCAAAUGCGUGGAGUCAUUAGUAGCCCUGGGAGCAUGUGUGUUUGUGUGUGUGUGUGUGUGUGUGUGUGUGUGUUGUGUGUUAUAUGUGACAUCAAUCCAUUCUGCAGGCAUUUCUUAAGCUCAGGACUGUGUUAGGGGCUAUCCCAGGUAGGGUUUCCUGGAUAUAGAUUCAGACAGAGGUUUGCCACAGGUGGUUUAUCAGGGAGAGCUUUGGGAACAACAGCUGUGGGUGUGAGGGAAGCAGGGCUGAGCAGGGGGAGAUUCUGAACUGCAGUGCACCUGCCACAGAGGCCUCAGCCUGUCCCAGGGAGCUCUGGAGCUGGGAUGCCUCUUGGUUGUUCCAACUGAGGCAGAGGGCUGCGUAUUUGUAUCUCCAUGUGAACUGGACAAGACACUCUGGGUGAGGCAGCUCUCUCUUCCAGAGAGUGAUUCCCAGAGAGGGACUCAGCCAAUAAAUUACCCGUCAGCCCCCAGUACUACCAGCAGCUGGUGGGGAUGGUGUGGGGAGGCCUCACUCCUGAAGGAGGGACAUGGGCGGCACAGGACAGCAUCCUACAGGAACUGUAGAGGAUGAAGAAGCGUUUCUGUAUUUGGAUGCUGAACUCAUCCAAUAACCAUGAUGCAAGGUCAAUAGAUGCAAGACAAUAGAUGUCCUAGGAAUGACCCGGAUGCUGUAUUGAGGCCACUCAUGGCAGGCAACGUUUUCUGUAGGCUUCAGGGUGGAGAUGGCAUAGAUGUAGACCUAGAAGUCUUCAACUUCCUGAGGACUCCAGAAGCAGCACCCAGAGGCCACAGGCUAGAGGACACACAUCACCACCCUGAGUGCAGGCCUCCCAAGUCCCCAGGUCCAUGGGAGAAGCUGAAUGUUGGGGAGGCCAUGGGGUCUGAGCCCAGGACAGUCAGCAGGAGGUACCUGAACUCCCUGAAGAACAAGCUGUCCAGCGGAGCCUGGAGGAAAUCUUGCCAGCCUGUGACCCUCUCAGGAUCGGGGAUGCAGGAGCCAGAGAAGAUCGUCCAGGAGCUGCUGGAGACAGAGCAGGCCUAUGUGGCGCGCCUCCACCUGCUAGACCAGGUGUUUUUCCAGGAGCUGCUGAGGGCGGCCCGCAGGAGCAAGGCCUUCCCCGAGGACGUGGUCAGGGUCAUCUUCUCCAACAUCUCCUCCAUCUAUCAGUUCCAUUCUCAGUUCUUCCUCCCAGAGCUGCAGAGGCGCCUGGAUGACUGGACAGCCAACCCCCGCAUCGGCGACGUGAUACAGAAGCUGGCCCCCUUCCUGAAGAUGUACAGUGAGUAUGUCAAGAACUUUGAGCGAGCAGCUGAGCUGCUGGCCACCUGGACCGAGAAGUCUCCACUCUUCCAGGAGGUUCUCACUCGCAUCCAGAGCAGCGAGGCUUCGGGCAGCCUGACCCUGCAGCACCACAUGCUGGAACCAGUGCAGAGAAUUCCACGCUACGAGCUGCUGCUCAAGGAGUACAUCCAGAAGCUGCCAGCCCAGGCCCCAGACCAGGCCGAUGCUCAGAAAGCCCUGGACAUGAUCUUCUCAGCUGCCCAGCACUCCAAUGCAGCCAUCACUGAGAUGGAGCGGCUGCAGGACCUGUGGGAGGUGUACCAGCGCCUGGGCCUCGAGGACGACAUAGUAGACCCUUCUAACACCCUGCUCCGUGAGGGCCCGGUCUUCAAGAUCUCCUUCCGCCGCAACGACCCCAUGGAGCGCUAUCUUUUCUUGUUCAACAACAUGCUGCUCUACUGCGUGCCCAGGGUGAUCCAGGUGGGUGCCCAGUUCCAGGUGAGGACCCGCAUCGAUGUGGCCGGGAUGAAGGUGCGGGAGCUGAUGGAUGCUGAGUUCCCCCACUCCUUCCUGGUGUCUGGGAAGCAGCGCAGCCUGGAGCUGCAUGCCCGGUCCCAGGAGGAAAUGAUUUCCUGGAUGCAGGCCUUCCAAGCAGCCAUUGACCAAAUUGAGAAGCGGAAUGAAACCUUCAAGGCUGCGGCCCAGGGGCCUGAGGGAGACACCCAGGAGCAGGAGCUGCAAUCUGAGGAGCUGGGCCUCCGAGCACCACAGUGGGUCCGGGACAAGAUGGUGACCAUGUGCAUGCGCUGCCAGGAGCCCUUCAACGCUCUGACGCGCCGUCGCCACCACUGCCGGGCCUGCGGCUACGUGGUGUGUGCCAGGUGCUCCGACUACCGGGCCGAGCUGAAAUACAACGACAAUAGGCCCAACCGAGUCUGCCUCCACUGCUACACAUUCCUCACCGGAAACGGAAACGCGCUCCCCGAGGCCAAGGAGGACAAGAGGCGGGGCAUCCUGGAGAAAGGGUCCUCAGCUACGCCUGACCAGAGCCUGAUGUGCAGCUUCCUGCAGCUCAUCGGGGACAAGUGGGGCAAGAGUGGCCCCCGGGGCUGGUGUGUGAUCCCUCGGGAUGACCCCCUCGUGCUCUAUGUCUACGCUGCCCCUCAGGACAUGAGGGCUCACACCUCCAUCCCCCUGCUGGGCUACCAGGUGACUGUUGGGCCCCAGGGGGACCCUCGGGUCUUCCAGCUACAGCAGUCAGGCCAACUCUACACUUUCAAGGCCGAGACGGAGGAGCUGAAGGGCCGCUGGGUGAAGGCCGUGGAGCGGGCGACCAGUGGAUGCAGUCCCAGCUGGCCCAACGACGGGGACCUGUCCGACUGAGCCACUGCCAGCCACUACCAGCUGCUCUCCUGCCCACCUCUCCCCACCCUGAACCCAGCUCCUGCCACAGACUGACCCUGUGGCCUCAGGACCCACUGGCCCAAGUGGUGCUUUCACAGAAUUGAUUCAGCCGUCUGCGCUCAGGC